AUGUUGAAGAAUACUCAUGGUGCAUUCAAGCUGAUGUCACAAGUGAACAUAGCGAAUUUUUUCAUAAAGAACCGAGCGAAGCGGGUUUGGAGCACCAAGGUCAAAAGUACCUUACCAGGCUUUAUGCCCUUGUCUUGGGUGCUGUCCGACAACACUGCAGUGACGUCUCUUAGUGGGCUUCGGCGUGUGUUGGCGAACGGUUCGUUGGAACUGCUACCCUUCUCCUCGGAGCACUUCAGGCGAGAUGUGCACGCCACUAUAUACCGGUGUCGGCUGAGACUCGGCAGUGGGUUCGUCGUGCUCUCCAAGAACAUUCAUGUACAUGCGGCACUAAACAUACCUUGGGAAGUGCAUGUACCAGACGAGUACGUGAUGGCGGGCAACGCAGCGGUGUUGCGAUGUGUGAUCCCGCCGCAUUGCGCCGACCGAGUCAGUACUACAGAUUGGUUUACCGACAACGAGGUCGCUGUUUCGCAUUACUUAGGCUCGAAGUACCAGCGGUUGGAUGAUGGCUCCUUGUACAUAAGUGGAGUGAGCACCCAUGACAGACAUAGCGCUUUCCGGUGCAGGGUGCGCGACCGGAUCACCGGUACUUUAUACACUAGCCAGUAUUUCGGUCACAUAAUAGUGACAGAACCUAAAGGCGGAGUGCGUCCUCGGGUCGUGUUAGAGCCGCGAACGCGUCGCAUUCAAGCUGGCCAGGACGUCCGACUUCCUUGCGCAGCUCAUGCUUGGCCUGUUCCCAGUUAUAGGUGGUUUCGCGAACACCACGAAGAACUAAUCCCCAUAGAGAAGACAUCGUUAUGGGGCCGCACAAGACUAUUUGGUGGUGGUCUGCUGAGUUUGCAGGCCGUGAGAAAAGAAGACGCUGGACGAUUCGUGUGCUGGCUAAAUAACACUGUUGGAGGAGAAUCCGUGCACUUCACUCUCAUUGUCACAGAACCCAUCUCCGUCCGAAUAAAACCCGAAGUAGUACGAAUGAAACCGAACGCAAAUAUAACAUUCGAAUGUAAAGCGUCGGGCCAUCCAAUAGAGCUUGUCUACUGGGUACAUGACGCGAGAAUUGUGAAGGCAAAUGAAAGAGUCAAGAUAUCUGAAGACGGCCUAAGAUUACAUAUCAAAAAUUCGCAGAGGGAUGAUCAAGGAGUUUAUCAAUGCUUCGUUAGUAAUACGAAGGAUCAGGCUUACGGAGUGGCCGAAUAUUUAAUAGACGUGUCCGAGGGUCGUCUGAAGGUUCCUGCCAACCGCUCGCGGCGCACCCCCUACGCUAGAAGCACUCAUACACAUGACUCGGACUGGAAUUUCACUGGCACUAGAGAGUCUAAACCAGAGUUGGUGUACUGGUUUUCGGAACAGACGUUGCAACCAGGUCCGAGUGUUUCUUUAAAAUGCGUUGCGAUGGGACAUCCACCGCCGCAAUUCACAUGGCUUCUUGAUGGGUUCCCUAUACCUACAAAUUCAAGAUUUGCUGUCGGUCAACGCGUCACACUCCAAGAUGACGUAGUCAGCCAUCUUAACAUCAGCCGAGUAACAGAACAAGAUGGCGGAGAAUAUGCUUGUGUUGCCUCCAAUACCGGGGGCAAAGCAAUCCAUGCAGCUAGAGUCAAUGUAUACGGCCUUCCAUAUAUUCGUGAAAUGCCCAAAGUCACGGCAGUGGCGGGAAGCGAUUUGAAUAUAAAGUGCCCAGUGGCUGGCUACCCCAUCGAGUCAAUUACUUGGGAAAAAGACGGUCAAACUCUCCCCCUGAAUCGACGGCAGAAAGUAUACCCAAAUGGCACACUAAUCGUAGAGCAGACACAGCGAGGUGAAGAUGCUGGGACUUACACUUGCCAAGCGUCAAACCGCCAACGACAUGCUGCAAGAAGAGACGCAGAAGUACAAAUAUUAGUUCAACCUAAAAUUCUACCCAUACCGGCGCUAACAAAUUUAUUACGGGAAGGUAUGAGAGCAGCCAUAUCAUGUCAGAUCUUAGAGGGUGAUUUACCGGUUGCGUUUCGGUGGGAGAAAAAUGGGCAGCCUGUGACAUCAUCACCGUACGCGCCGAGCGGGAUAAUAACACGUAGAAUGGAUGAAUACAGCGCCUCGUUGGUUAUUGAACAAGUGACCUCCCUCCACAGUGGAAAUUACACGUGCAUUGCUUCAAAUGUAGCGGGCUCCGAGCGCUAUACUAUACCGCUUACUGUCAAUGUCCCUCCUCGAUGGAGAUUGGAGCCUAAUGACGUGGCAGUGGCAGCGGGACAAGACGUCACUUUACAAUGCCAAGCAGAUGGUUAUCCAAAACCAACUAUCACUUGGAAAAAAGCAGUAGGUAACACACCAGGGGAAUACAAAGACUUCAUGUUUGAAGGGAGCUCAAGAGUCUUGGAGAAUGGCUCACUUGUAUUCGAGCGUGUAGCCAAAGACAGUGAGGGGCAUUAUCUUUGCGAAGCGAGAAAUGACAUAGGCGCUGGACUGAGCAAGCUCAUUUUCUUAAAAGUAAAUGCGCCAGCGAGAUUUCCAAUGAAGAGCAAAACAGUGCAAGUUACAGCGGGAGAGGCGGCGCAUUUGCAAUGUGCUGCCUCAGGAGACGCGCCACUAGAAGUUAGUUGGCGAAGCCCACACCAUCAUACAAUUGCUCAUCAUUUGGACCAAAGAUACACGAUCCGGGAGCAGGUAUUAGACGAUGGCCUAGUUUCUGAGUUAAGUAUAUUACAAACAUACAGACAAGAUACAGGCGCUUUGACGUGCAGAGCGUCCAACGCAUACGGACAGGAUGAAAUGCUUAUACACUUAGUAGUACAAGAGGUUCCAGAAAUGCCAAAAAACAUUCGAAUAAUCGACCAACAGUCAAGAUCUAUCCAAAUAUCAUGGACGCAGCCGUAUGCUGGCAACAGCCCUAUUAUUAACUACAUCGUACAGUACAAGGAGGCUCCAGAUUCCUGGCCAACAACACCGCAGAAGGUUAUUGUUCCUGGGAGCGUGACUUCUGCUAGUGUACAAAAUCUUCAACCAGCUACGUCAUAUCACUUGAGGAUUAUUGCGGAAAAUAGACUCGGACAAAGUGAGCCCAGCCAGCUAAUACAAGUCACUACUACGGAAGAAGUUCCAAGCGGCCCGCCACUCGAUGUUAGAGUUGAAGCCAAAAGUUCCACAGAAUUAAUCGUCAGCUGGGAACCGCCGCAAAGGGACCUAUGGAAUGGAAAUAUAUUAGGUUACUACGUAGGAUUUCAAGAGCUAAAUAGUAACAGUACUGUCCUGAGUGCAAGUGGUCCCGGCGGUGCUUCGUACACUGUCCGAACAGUGGAAGGAGCCGGUAGUGCCCGCGCCCGCACCACGCUGUUGGGCUUACAGAAGCACGCCGCAUACGCCGUCGUUGUGCAGGCUUAUAACAGCAGAGGCGCCGGCCCUGCUUCACCACCUACCACUGCCACUACUAUGGAAGAUGUUCCAAGCCUACCUCCGGGAGCUCUUCAAUGCACGGCUUUGAGUUCACAAUCGGUACGCGUAGCAUGGGAACCGCCACCUCUUCGAGGGAGAAAUGGUGUACUGCAAGGGUACCGAGUUACCUAUGCACCCGUUACGGAUUGGUUCGGUAAUGAAGAUGCAGUGACUAAACAAAUCUCGGGUCUACACACUACUCUAUCAGGACUAAGAAGGUAUACUAACUACUCUGUCACCGUCUGUGCCUUCACGGCAGCUGGCGAUGGCGUCAGGGCAGCUCCUGUUUAUUGCCAUACUGAAGAGGAUGUACCUUCAGCACCUGCUGAUAUAAAAGCGGUUGUUUCUUCAAGAAAUAAGAUCCUGGUGUCGUGGUUACCACCUGCCUCGCCAAAUGGGGUCCUCGUGGGUUAUACUCUUUACAUGAGUGUUAUAGAAGAUGGAAGAGAGGAAGGUACUCAUAAACGUAUGCUGUCACCGAGUACAUUGUCCCAUGAGACAUCACGAUCACCUCCAAGAGCCACACAUCAGUUUUGGGUGUCGGCAUCAACAAGACUGGGUGAAGGCGAAGCAACACGAGUUGUUACCGUAUUGCCGUCCGAAUCAGUACCUGCACGGAUCACAUCAUUUAGUAGGAGCAUAGUGACACCUUGGAAAGAGAACAUUUCCCUUCCGUGUAACAAAGUAGGAGUGCCAACUCCAUCCACCACGUGGAGUAUGAACGGGGCGGUGUUGGAGUCCACACUUAGGAAGAAUGUGACCAACGAUGGGUCUCUAAUCAUUAGCAUGACGCAAUACUUGGACACUGGUAACUACACAUGCUCAGUUGAAAACGUACACGGCCGAGAUGACGUCACGUACAGCGUAGAAGUGAAGGUGCCACCACAGCCUCCUGUGUUAGCCGUCGUCGACUCAUACGCAGACUCGCUACAUUUGCAGUGGAGCGAUCAGGGUGACGGGGGUAGCCCUAUUUUAGGUUACGUAAUCAACUACAAACGUGAACACGGGGACUGGGAAGAGCUUCAGGUAGAAGCUGGCACCUCAGAACAUGUGUUGCCUAACUUGUGGUGUGGCACUCGUUACCAGUUAUACAUCACCGCAUUCAACCGCAUAGGCACUGGAUUACCUUGCGACAUUGUUCACGCAUAUACUAAAGGAACUGUGCCCGUAAAACCAAAGCACUCCCAAAUGAUAACUCUGAAUACCACAACGGUAACUGUGUGGCUGGAUUCAUGGGGUGAUGGCGGUUGUGGCAUACUAUACUUUGUCAUUGAAUAUCGAGAGAUUAGCCAAUCACAGUGGCGUCUAGUAUCAAACAGCGUGCAAGCGACCGAGCGCGUGUUUAGUGUGCCGGGCCUGACGCCUGCGACGCACUACCAGCUACGCAUUACUGCUCACAACAAUGCGGGCCACGCCGUCGCACUCUACAACUUCACCACGCACUCCGUCAGCGGCAUGGUAGAAGGCGAGGUUUCCCCCGCGGCGCCCGGGUCGGGGCGCAGCCUCGGCGGCGCGCGCGUGCUGCUGCCCGCUGCGCUGUCGCUGCUGGUGCUCGGCGCGCUGCUCGCCAUUGUGCUGCUCGUCCGCAGAAACAAAGCAGGUGGUACGGAAACCGUAGCAACAGAGAGCGGUGUCGGUGAAUCACCGUCUGUUGCGCAGCUCCAGAACAAAGUGAACCGCGACCAACAGUACCUCGCCGCUCGUGCACAACACCCUGCACCACAGCAUCACUACAAACAUGCCUCUAAUGAAUACAUAGAAGAUAUAUGUCCAUACGCAACAUUCCAACUGACGAAACCAACAGCGUACAGUGAGAGCAGUUACAGCGGUAACGUAUACAGCGGACCCUAUCACUCAGUACGGGGCUCCUUCGUAUACCACGAUCUUAAGCAAAAUGACAAGUACAAGGGGAAAGAGCCAGAAUAUACGAAAGUAAGAAGAAAAGGAAAUAGACUUCGAGACCCGCACUCUGAGAGCCAAGAGUCGGACAACUUGGGAUCGACGGACUCGGAGGUGAAGAAGAUACUAACGCUGCACCUGCCAAUUACAGAGUACGAGGACGAUGCGAGCGAUGACGCUAGUGCACCACACUCAGAUAGCGAGCCCGGCGCCCGCCUUAGACCUACGCAUCCUACUUCAUAUACAGGCGUAGAGCGGGAGGAAUCAUCUUCAUCUUCGGAGAACUCAAUAGGCGGUAUGCAAGUGCGCAAAGCUUUCCCGUCGCGCAAGGGCAAGGCCGGCGCGCUCGGCAAGCGACACGUGCGCUCCUCGUCAGGCUACAGCAGCCACAACGACGAGACCACCUUCAGUAUAUCCAACUAUCCAUCGUUCAACGAGCACAUCCACCCUCCGUCCCGCUUCUCUGACGACACAGAGUGCGAGGGGCACCACCGGCGCAAGCGCGCGUCGCACUCGCACGCGGCGCACGCGCACGCCGCACCCGACAAGCAGGUCACGAGGGAGGCUUUCCAAAUUAAUGUCUGA
This is a messenger RNA of Arctia plantaginis, 5901 nucleotides long. Lineage: Eukaryota; Metazoa; Arthropoda; Insecta; Lepidoptera; Erebidae. The record is from the annotation of a GenBank genome assembly.